This is a messenger RNA of Glycine soja, 825 nucleotides long. RefSeq lists its product as uncharacterized. Gene Ontology annotation, cellular component: cytochrome b6f complex. Lineage: Eukaryota; Viridiplantae; Streptophyta; Magnoliopsida; Fabales; Fabaceae. The transcript has a single exon. Bases 138 to 512 code for a protein of 124 amino acids. The record is from RefSeq and is a predicted model, not a curated record.
AUGAGCCAAUCAGUUUGAGAGUCCCUUAUCCAAACAAAUACCCUCUUUUCGUGCCAUUUGAUUUUCCGUCGUUCAAAAUCCCUUCCAAUCCACAGAUCAACAUUUUUUUUUUUGGUGGGUAGCAGUGAGGAUAAAAAAUGGCUAUGGCCACAGCUGUCGUGUGUCCUCAGAACAUCACCGGAGCCAUCGUGAGCUCACCUAGCAAGACCAAGAAGAGAGUGGUACACGUGAGAGGCAUAAAUUCAUUUGGGGGACUGAAGGCUAGCAAUGGUGUUGUCUCUUUGGGGAUUCCUAUGAGCACUGAGAAGUGCUUUGCUAAGGUUGUGAGCUCAGUGAAAGCAGCUACAUCAAAUGGGAAAGGAAAAGGAGGGGCUCUUUCUUCCACGUGCAACGCUGCUGGUGAGAUAUUCACGAUUGCUGCUAUCAUCAAUGGACUUGUUCUUGUCGGGGUUGCUGUUGGCUUUGUGCUCUUGCGAGUUGAAGCAUGGGUCGAGGAGUCCGAGGCAGAGUGAAAAUUCAAUCAGAUAAGCAAGCAAUUAAUUAAUAUCCAGAAUAGUUGUAUGUUCCUAUAUUGAUGAUGUGGCUGUUCUUGUUUUCGUUAUGACUUGUAUAUUUAUUUGUCAAGUUUCAUCAUUUUCCUAUUUCAUUCGCAAUUGGAUCUCUCGUCAAUAAUCUGCCAAUCCUAAACUUCUGCAUUGAACCUGGAAGUCACAGCCUCUGACUGUUCUAAUAUCUCUCCAACGAGAAAUCAUUUGUAAUUCUUGCAAAACCAGCAAGUCAGUAACUAUGAGAAAGAGGUAUAUAUCAAAUUUACUUUUGAAAUUA